Harpegnathos saltator (Jerdon's jumping ant) is the source of this 3725-nucleotide messenger RNA. RefSeq names its product cytosolic 10-formyltetrahydrofolate dehydrogenase. Lineage: Eukaryota; Metazoa; Arthropoda; Insecta; Hymenoptera; Formicidae. Gene Ontology annotation, molecular function: formyltetrahydrofolate dehydrogenase activity; oxidoreductase activity, acting on the aldehyde or oxo group of donors, NAD or NADP as acceptor. The transcript has 6 exons. Gene Ontology annotation, cellular component: cytoplasm. Bases 549 to 3293 code for a protein of 914 amino acids. Gene Ontology annotation, biological process: 10-formyltetrahydrofolate catabolic process; one-carbon metabolic process; biosynthetic process. The record is from RefSeq and is a predicted model, not a curated record.
UAUGUUUGACGAUAAAGGGGUUUGACGAUAAUUGUUUAUAUUAAAUAUAUUUGUCUAACGGAGAUAUUAGUAAACAUCUCUCUCUUGACGCCAGUGAACUCUGCCCAAGCUGGAAUGUAAGCACGGCUAUUAUUCUCAAAUCACAUGCCUCAAUCUCCGAAAGGGAAAAAGUAUAAUAUAUAGACGUACAUCUGUCUCUUCCUGGCGUAUUAUAUUUUGACUUGGCUAUAUAGUGCAAAACAAGGACUAUUCCAAUCGGCAGACUAGACUCAGGCGUCUUCCAAUUAGGAAUAGAUUGCUUAGUGUCCCUCUUAAGCCCGUAUCAGACUGCGAAUUGAAGAUUACAAUCAGACCGAUGAAAUAAAGCAGAAUCAAGAUUUAGUUUACUUCAUUGGUCCGAUUGUAAUCAUCAAUAUUCUGUCUGAUAUUGGUUAGGUUUAAUUGGGGUAGACUUCAACCAGAAUUAUUACUUAUAAAACUGUGCUCCGUGAGUGACAAUUGCGUGUAUGAGCAUAUCUUUCGUUCACAUUGUUCUAUAGAAUUUUUCUAUGUUCUCAAUGGCUUUCAACCGAUUUUUGUUCCUGUCAAAGAUGACGCAACUCAAAGUGGCCAUCAUCGGACAAAGUCCUUUCGCGGCGGAAGUUUAUAAACUUCUGCGUAAAAAUGGACAUCGAGUCACGGGAGUGUUUACGAUCCCGGAUAAAGGGAAUCGUGAAGAUCCUUUAGCAAUUACUGCCAAAGCUGACAAGACGCCGGUUUUCAAAAUCAAAGCUUGGAGAAACAAAGGUGUGCUCUUGUCCGAGGUCCUGGAGCUAUAUAAGAGCAUCGAGGUGGAUCUCAAUGUUCUCCCUUUCUGCACCCAAUUCAUACCCAUGGAAGUCAUUAAUCAUCCUCGCCAUCGCAGUAUAUGCUAUCAUCCGUCCUUACUACCAAGGCAUAGAGGAGCAAGUGCCAUAAGUUGGACUCUGAUCCAAGGAGACAACACCGCCGGAUUCUCGAUCUUCUGGGCGGAUGACGGUCUAGACACCGGGCCGGUUCUGUUACAGAAAUCCUGCAGAGUGAAACCGGAUGACACAGUGGAUAGUUUGUAUAACAACUUUCUCUAUCCGGAAGGUAUCACGGCGAUGGGUGAGGCUGUGAAUCUCGUGGCUAAAGGUAUCGCUCCCAUAAUACCACAAUCCAAGGAUGGCGCAACAUAUGAUCCGAUGUUGAACAAGAAGGAGGACCAACGAGUCGACUGGACCAAACCGGCAGAGGAGAUACACAACUUCAUUCGUGGUCUAGAUAGUACACCAGGUGCCUGGACGACGAUAAAUGACGAAGAGGUUCGUCUUUUCGGGUCGUCCUUGUGGAAUACCGAUUUACCACCAAACGUAACGAACAAAGUUGACCUUGCCGAGCAAAAAGGGAGCAUUCAUCAGGAUGGUUUACUGAUCGAAACUGUCGAUGGACGAUUCAUUAAUGUGGAAAGAAUCAGGAUCGGUACCAAGACUAUUCACGCCAGUAAAUAUGGGCAAGUCGAUAGUGACAACACCAUUGUCGACUUUACCGAAGAAGAGUUAAAGACUACUAACGAUUUGCGCCGGAUUUGGGAAAAUAUACUUAAAAUAGAUAUCGAAGACGACACGGAUUUCUUCGCUUCUGGUGGUGGUAGCAUGGAUGUAGUGCGUUUAAUUGAGGAAGUUAAAAACAAUUUUAAAGUCACUCUGCAGAAUAUUAACGUGUUCAUGGCACCAACCUUCAUGGAUUUUGCUAAGACAGUCGUACUCGUCUCUCGAGGAAAUGUAGCUUUGAAGGAAAUAAAGUACGACGUGGUAGAAAUACAAGCAAACAACAUGACCUUACGAUUCCCGAAACAACUUUUCAUCGAUGGCGAGUUCGUCAAUGGCCAUGGCAAACCCAUCGAUACUAUAAAUCCUAACGAUGAAAGUGUUAUCUGUUCAGUGGAAAGUGGGAACAGUGAAGAUGUUGACCGAGCUGUCAGAGCCGCCAAGGAAGCCUUCGAAAAUGGCGAGUGGGGUAAAAUUAGUGCCAGGGAACGUGGUACAUUAUUAUUCAAAUUAGCGGACCUGAUGGAGCAACAUAAGGAAGAAUUAGCUACUUUAGAAAGCUUGGACUCUGGAGCUGUUUACACUCUUGCCUUGAAAACUCAUGUUGGAAUGUCCAUUGAAACCUGGCGAUAUUUUGCUGGCUGGUGUGACAAGAUUCAAGGGAGUACCAUACCUAUUUCGCACGCUCGUCCAAAUCGUAAUCUCACUUUCACAGGACGGGAACCGAUUGGUGUCUGUGGUAUAAUCACUCCUUGGAACUACCCACUGAUGAUGCUCUCGUGGAAAAUGGCAGCUUGUUUGGCAGCUGGUAACACUGUGGUAAUGAAACCCGCUCAAGUUUCCCCAUUGACUGCUUUGAAAUUCGCCGAGCUUUCCGCACUCGCAGGCAUCCCUCGCGGUGUCAUCAAUAUUGUUUGCGGAUACGGAACUGAUGUCGGAACUGCUAUUGUAGAGCAUCCGUUAGUUAGAAAACUGGGCUUCACCGGUUCCACUAUGAUCGGUCAGACUAUCAUGAAAUCUUGCAGUAAUAAUUUAAAGAAAGUGUCCUUAGAGCUCGGUGGAAAGAGUCCUUUAGUGAUCUUUGGCGAUGCCGACAUGCAGCAAGCAGUUAGAAUCGGCAUGAAUAGCGUGUUCUUCAAUAAAGGCGAGAAUUGCAUAGCUGCUGGACGACUCUUCGUCGAAGAGACUAUACAUGACGAGUUUGUAGGACGAGUGCUCGAUGAGGUAAAGAAGAUACGCAUCGGUAAUCCCUUAGAUAGAAGUACAGCUCACGGACCGCAGAAUCACAAGGCUCAUUUGGAGAAACUUGUAAUGUUUGUGGAUAGAGGAGAGAGUGAAGGUGCUAACUUGAUCUAUGGCGGUAAGAGAUUAGACCGUCCGGGCUGGUACUUUGAACCAACUAUCUUUACAAAUGUGAAGGAUUCCAUGUACAUCGCCAAAGAAGAGUCUUUUGGCCCAAUCAUGUUGAUCUCCAAAUUUAGUCGGAAUAACAUGGAUGAACUGAUCGCCAGGGUGAAUAACACGGAAUAUGGCUUAGCUUCAGGUAUCCUCACUAAAGACAUCGACAAAGCCCUCAAGUUCGCGGAGAAAGUCGAAGCUGGUACUGUGUUUAUUAAUACAUAUAACAAGACAGACGUAGCAGCUCCCUUCGGCGGCUUCAAGAUGUCGGGAUUUGGAAAAGACUUGGGACAAGAGGCCUUGAAUGAGUAUCUGAAAACGAAGACUGUCACUAUCGAAUAUUAAUAAUGAUAAAAUUUUAUGAUCUUGAUAGUUGUUAUUGUUUUAGUUUAAGUAAUAUGUAAAAAAUAAUUUUCAUUAAAAAUAAAAGCAAAAUUAAAAAUAUCAUGUUCAAUAACAAAAGAGAAAUAUCAGAAUAUUCUGCCAAUUGAAGGUUAAAAGUUAUGUGAAUGUUAACAUUUAAAUGUUAAAUAUAUUUUAUCUAAGAAUAAGAAUUUUAGAGGGAAGAUAAUUUUUCUUCCUCCUUCCCUCUUUCUCUCACACACACACACACAUACUGCAUGCACGCACACAUGCACACACGCGGGCGCGCGCGCGCACACAUACAUACACAUAUACAAGGUCACAUUACUGUGUUUGCUACAAAUGUAUUUUUAUAAUGUUUACGAAACAUUUUAAUUCAUAUUUACUGACGGACAUUGAAAACAACUAACAACA